Lactuca virosa is the source of this 1305-nucleotide messenger RNA. NCBI's taxonomy places the organism in Eukaryota, Viridiplantae, Streptophyta, Magnoliopsida, Asterales, Asteraceae. The record is from the annotation of a GenBank genome assembly.
CUAGCAGCGUACCCUUCAAUGUUUGGCAAAAGAAACCAUCGGCCAUGUUCCACCAGCCCCCACCGCCAUCAGUGCCUGAACAACCCACCCCUCACCGUCGCUCUAUCUCUCUCUCUCUCUAUCUCUUUCUCUCUCUCUCUCUCUAUAUCUUUUUCUCUUUCUGAUUCUGAAAGUCGGUGAUGGAGAGAUUGGGUGAGGGCUCCUGCUUUCUCCGGAUAAACAUGUAUGUACGCUUGAAAAUCCCCCUUCUGUUCAGCAGUUGUAUACAGUGAGGAGUCUGCCGACAAUGGCAGCAAUCGGUGGAGGAAGCGGUUCCUCAAAAUCAAACGCCUCAUCGUCUGCUUCCUCUCAUCAAGCCCCCAAAAUCCUAUUAGCCAAGCCAACUCUAGUCACUACCGCCAAGUACAACCAGAGACCUGGUGGCGGUGGAGGCGGCGGUGGUCCUGAUGACGCUUCAUCGUCACUCCGCUCCCGCCUUCCCUCCGUUGGCUUUCUGAAUCUGUUAUCCGACUCCUGGGAUUUCCACACCGAUCGAUUCCUUCCGGCCAUGGCUAAGCAUUGUACAGUUGGUAUUGAACCUAGAAUCACUUUUGAAAGGAUCAUACUUCUUGAUACACAGCCUGUUUAUAGUCCAUCGAUUUUGGCUGAAAUGAUUAGACCUGAUGGUUCAUCCAUAAUAUCAGUUUUGGGUGGUGAACCCUUACCUGCUGAGUUGGCUCAUGAACUCAUGGGCAUACAGGAACCCUUGUAGCUUGGUGUUCUCUUAACAUCCAUUUGUCACAUUAUAUUGGUGGUUUCAGAAGGAGUUCAUGAUAACAACAUGUGGCGUUUGAUGGCAACAGUGGACUUGCUAAAGCAUAGCAUACUAGACCCAUCCUCUUUGUCUCUUUCACAUCCGCGGAGCUCUAAUUUAGGAUCUGAUAAAGAGAUGGAAGAUAAAAUUCAAGAGGUUGGAGAAGAAUACAUGGCUUCUCCUGUUUUUGUGCACACAAAUACAUGAAAGUGCCCCUUAGACAAUCCAAGAUGUGAAGCCAUUCGAGAUGGAGAAGUGAUUCCGAAAUCACUUCUCAACCAAGAUGAACAUGAUGAUUUCAAGACAGUUGGUUAUCCGAGAUCUGAAGACUUUGAGAUCAUUCCCCAUUACGAGAUGGGAUGUUAUUUUAAAGAUGAAGUGGAGAUUCAGAGAUGGAGACUCCGAAAUGACUAGUUCCGAGAUGCCUUGGAUUCGGAACUUAGUCAACUUUCCCUGACAUGAAGAAAGUUCUUUUUAUUUUACUCCAUUUUUAGUAUUAUGUAGAAUCAGAG